Messenger RNA from Carassius gibelio (silver crucian carp), 3928 nucleotides. Its product is annotated as ensconsin. Bases 23 to 2392 code for a protein of 789 amino acids. Gene Ontology annotation, cellular component: microtubule cytoskeleton. The record is from RefSeq and is a predicted model, not a curated record. Gene Ontology annotation, biological process: microtubule cytoskeleton organization. The transcript has 19 exons. Lineage: Eukaryota; Metazoa; Chordata; Actinopteri; Cypriniformes; Cyprinidae.
AGGCACAGGAGAAGAGAGGAGGAUGCCGGCCCCCCUCAGGAUGAGGAGGAGGGGGGCCUGCAGGUCAGCUAUCCCGUCUCUCUCCACCAUCGCUGAGGAAGAAGAGGGACAGCGGAGCUGCAAGAGACGAGGGAAAGGAGGAGGCUCUGACUACCUUCUUAGAGCAGAUGAGAAGUCGUCAUGGAGUCAGCCGGACUCCUCUGCGUCUGGACAGUACACCUACACCAUUCCCAGCCCUACAGACAUACACAUCGUUACCAGACCAGAGCCUCUCACGCUGAAGAUCGAUGAAAGGCAGAGACUCGCCCGUGAACGAAGGGAGGAGCUGGAGAAGCAGAAUGCUGUACGGGAUUCCAAGUGGAUUGAGAGAGAGGAGAGAUCCAGACAGUUUCAUGAGAGACAGCUGGAGGAGCGCAGGAAAAAGCUUGAUGAGCAGCGGGAUAAAGAAGAUAGGAGACGUGCUGCUGUGGAGGAGAAACGACGGCAGAAACUGGAGGAGGAGAAGGUCCGGUAUGAGGCUGUUAUCAGGAGGACCAUGGAGAGGAGUCAGAGAGUCAGGCCUAAGUCCAACCGCUGGAGCUGGGGUGGAACAAUCUCUACUAGCACCUCACACAUCAGCGAUACUGACAGAAGGACAGUCUCCACUAUGAAUCUGUCCAAACCCACAGACCCAGUCAUUUCAAAACGCCUGUCAUAUUCCUCAGCCACCUUGCUGAAUUCACCAGAUAGAGCCUUACAGAAGCAGACAUCUCUCUCGUCGUCUUGCUUGAUUAAAAAAACACAAUCUAAAUCCCAAAUCUCCAAAGAGAAGAUCCCUCAGGACAAAUCAGCAGGUACGCGUCGCAUGCCUCUUACCCCAUGGGAGAAUACAAUGAUCAAUCGACUACAGACACCAACACAAUCCUACCUGGCCAGGAGUCGCAGCGCCAUGUCUUUGUCUGGAGAAGCAGUGACCCACGUUUGUCCUCGCUCAGCCUCCUGUCACCCAGUGAGCUCCAUGUCCUUCAAGUCCAUCCAGUCACGCAGCGCUGAGCGACCAAUCAAAGCAGGCUUUACUUUUGAGAGACCAGUCAGAGCAGGGUAUAUCCCUCCAGAUAGCAGCACUCGCAGAAAGACCACCCAGAUUCUCCCGAUUGACAGGAAGGAUAAAGACAAUGUGAGAAAGUCGUGGAGUAACCUGUCAUAUCCCACUAGCAGUCUGAGCCUGUUCACACCCAAGAGAUCUCCUUCACCUGCCGGUCAUCGCUGCAGGGUCACCAAUCCUUCCCCCACCAGGGGCUCUACUAAACCUCUUCAGAAGACACCUAACCUGAAAAAGUCCAGGUCUCCUCCUCCAACAUCAAUUCCUCUGUCUCCCAGUAACCCAUCCUCUUCACCAGGCAAUCUCAGGCCCAACAGAGUGACAUCAGAGAGCCCGAGAGUUACCCCAGAAGGAGAGGGGGCCAAAAAAGACGAUGUUGAACCUCCUAAAGUUAAACCAGAGGCUCCUACAACUAAAUCAGAACCAUCUCCUGAAAGUUCAGGAAGUUCUCCAACUACACGGCCCUCUGCAGGCACAACAGAUCCUGAGGAGGCAUCACGACUGCUGGCUGAGAAACGACGGCAGGCCAGAGAACAGAGAGAGAGAGAAGAAGAGGAGAAAAGACUGCAGGAAGAGGCUGAAAGGCGUAGCAGGGAGGAAAUUGCCCGCAGGAAGGCAGAGGAACGAGCAAAGAGAGAGGAGGAGGCACAGCGGCAGGCCGAAGAGAAGAAGAGACAAGAGGAGGAGGAGGCAAAGCGUUUAGAGGAGGAGAAAGCUCAGAAGGAGAAAGAGGAAGCGGAGCGCCUGCAGAGACAGAAAGAGGAAGAGGAGGCCCGUCAGAGAGAAGAGGCAGAGCGUCUGCGUCUAGAGAGAGAGAAACACUUCCAGAAAGAGGAGGCGGAGAGAAUGGAGAGGAAGAAACGCCUUGAGGAAAUUAUGAAACGCACACGCCGAUCUGAUCAGAAAACCACCCCACAGAGAAAUGGCGAGGGAAGCCAGCAGAGCGGACAGAAUUCAGCGAGUUCAGUGUCCAGCAGCCCUUCAGUAAGCGUGUCGGCCCCUCAGGCUCCAGAGAUCUCUGAGACCAUACGCAGUGACAGCAACGGACACAUGGGGACCAGCUUCAUUACACCCAAACUGCCCACAUCAGGUCACAGUGUGACUGCCCUGCUCAGAGAAAACGGCACUGUCACAGAGGCCUUCGAGGAAGUCAUAGACGUUCCCACGGGGUCCAAACUGUCCCGUCAAGAUGGAGACGGAGAGGAGGUGGAAAAUGAAGAGGAGGAGAGGAGAAAGGUUCCCUUGUUGGCUUUCAGAGAGAACGGCAGCAUGCAUGAUGUGAGCGGAGUGGAGGAAAACCCAGCACUGUAGAGUUCAGAGCAUAAAGCACUGGGUUUAAGCAACAAGGUGAAAAAGCCAGCAGUCGGCAGGCGUAAAAUGCAUAAUCAAGACGAAUGGAUACAUUACAGUCCAUGAACGAAGACAGACCAUUAUCCUGCUGAAUUCUCAAGAACAUAACAAUGUUGUAUGGAGCCCAACCGAUGAAGAAUACCAGCCCGAUGGAGAAUAUUAGUUUGAUAGACUUAUGUCGCCGCUUUGUUCGGGAUUGUGUGAUUCUCUGGAACAUUCUGACUUGACAAAAUCCCAUGAUGCAAAAUGCAAUCAAGAAGAAAACAUUUUGUAAAUAAACAGCAGCAUGCUUCACUGGAAUACUGUCAAAUUCACAGUAAAGAACCCCUUCAUGUUCUAAGACUUGGCUAUGAAAGGAGAUUAAGAGUGCAGCUGUUCCACUCAGGAUCCAAACGAUAAAAGGAGCAACUGAAAAGCCUCUGCAUCUCUCCCAGUCAGACAGAGGAUGAACCACUGCCAUGUAACGCUGAACGGUCAUUACAGUCAAGAACAACACGCUGCUGUAAAAGCCGAGGUAGAACAGAAACUUCACAGCUUUACAGCCAACCUCUCCAAAUGUCCAACCCCAGAUGUAGUACGAGGCCCAAAACGGAAGUCCAAAAGUGAAAAGCAGAUCUGCCACGGCUAAAUUGAGGAUCAGGAUGUUGAUAAGCAAUCUAAACUUCUCAUACAGCACCAGGAUGACCAGAACCAGCAGGUUACCAAUGCAACUAAACACAACCAGCAAAGCGAAAUAAACUGGAAUAACAAUGGAUCCAAUUUUGACCACCUCUUCUUUGUGACAAAGUUGGUCUUCUGGUUCUAUAGAUGUAUAGUCUUCAGUCAUGAUGUUCUCUAUAUAAUCACAUUAAUUUUGUUAUUAGAAUUUAUUAUUAAAUUUGAUUAAAAUUAGAUAUUUAAAAAAAAUAUUCACUAAUAAAAUAAUGAGCGAGAAUAUUCUUACCUUAAUUUUUUUUUAGUUCUAAAAGUAGUACUUCUGGCAAUCUUGAACAAAUUGCUAGAAAACGGCACAGCAAAUUGAGGCUACUAUUGAGUGAUGUGGAUGUUUUGAGAGGGAUAUUUGAGUGUUUUCAAUGAUCAGUGGGAGGGUUAAAGGGACCUACUUCAAAACUCAGCCAUUUCUCUUUUCUUUGACAAAUGUGAAAUUGAAAGUAUUGCUCUCACAAUGAAGGCAGUUGUUCUUUAAAGUGUUGUGGCAAUUCCUUAGUAACAUUUUAAGGUAGUUGCCAGUUAAUGGGAGUUUAGAAACUGCUGGUUUACAUAAUAAUACACAUGAUUUGCUUCCUUUUCAUGUUAAUGAGUAAAACUGCCCUUGCAACUUUAAAAUCAAGUUUCAAAAUUAACAUCAACAGCAGGGACAUUCAUUAAAUAGAUGAAGAAAAUGAUUUUCAAAUCAUGUACAGGUGCAUUUCAAAUUAGAAUGUUGUGGAAAAGUUCAUUCAGUAAUUCAACUCAAAUUGUGAAGCUUGUGUAUUAAAUAAAUUCAGUGCACACAGA